This is a messenger RNA of Cylindrotheca closterium, 2304 nucleotides long. NCBI's taxonomy places the organism in Eukaryota, Bacillariophyta, Bacillariophyceae, Bacillariales, Bacillariaceae. The record is from the annotation of a GenBank genome assembly.
AUGGAUGCUGGUGGUGGUACUGAUGCUACUGCCAAAGCAGAAGAUCUUCGCUUACAAGGAAAUGCAAGCUUCAAGCUUCAAGACUUUGAGCGAGCGAUCCAUCUUUAUGAAGCAGCCAUAGCAGCUGCUUCUCCUACAGCUGCGACUGCCAAAACCUACAGUAAUCUUGCUGCGUCAAUGUGUAAAGUUGGAAAGUACGAUGAAGCUUGCAAGGCCGCGGAUCGAGCUACCGCUUUGGAUUCGAAAUGGGCCAAAGGAUGGUGGAGACGAGGAACAUGCCUUGAGCUCAUCAAGGAUUUUGGCCAGGCAAAAAAUUGCUACACAAUUGCUUUGGAACAAGAACCCAAAAACAAAGUAUUCAAAUAUGCGCUGAAAAAGAUUCAUGAGCGACUUGGUGUUGAAGACUCUGUGAAUGGGGUUCCCGUCAUCCCACUGGAGGCAGCCCAACACCUGCCAGUGUCCGUCAAGGCUUUCUGGCGAGCGCAGUCAAUGGUUGGACGACGAAUGAGCUGUCUUACCAUGGAGCAUCAUUUCAGAAUGAUUCCGGAUCAUGAUGUGAAUAAUCCUACAUCUUGUGAAUGGCUAUUUCGUGGAUUCGUUCAGUGGGUAAAAGGAAUCAAAGGAGCCAUUGCCGACUUUGCUAGGUCUACUGCACAACAAUCGGCAAUGGCCUGGAUGCAAAUAUCCAGUCGAGCUGAGCAAUUCGAAUCACAAGAUGCAUAUUUUUUGGAAUGUGAACGGUUGUUGGGUGGGUUGCCGAAUGGCGACAGCAUGAGUGAUUCCUUGUCAGGCUUUACACACUUGGGAGGGCUGCAUAUUUAUAUGACCACGGGUCCGGGUCCCUCUAGCUUAGCGGCAGCCAACGGCUAUCCUCCCAUUUUUUCGCCACCUCUUCAUGUAAGGCAUCCAAUGUACCAAGUGAUGGCAUCACUCUGGAGUAUUUACGCCCCACUUCGAUAUUUGGUGGACAAUUGUGGGUUUGGCCGCAACAUCAAGAUUUCGAAGGGCACCCUUUCCGCCGUAAACCUCUUGUUUUCCAACUUGGGAGGCGCACCACAUGGCCUGAAUAUAAAAAAUAUGGAGCAAGAUCCGACACCGGAGGAAAUGGUGGAAUAUGUCAAACGACAACUAAAGGCGGGCAAAACAUGGGACAAGGAAAUGCGUCAAUUCGUAUCCUUGAAUUAUCGUUCCACAGUGCUCUACGCAGGGAUUUUCCGCCUCAUCGUACCAGCUGCAAUUGCCGAGUCUUACAAGCUUGAAAAAUGGGCGAAUAGAUUCAUAUCGCUACUGGACAAUGAAUUCCGGGUUUCCGCGACGGAAUCCUUCGAGGAGAAAGGGACUUCAUUUCGACCCAGCCUUCGGGUUGGAUCCUUAAUGUCACAGCUCAUGUCUCUUGAAAUUCUUCGAUGUGAUCAAAUCAAUGGACCUUAUUCAAUGGAGAUGACACUAGACCUGUGCGUUGAUAUUAUUGAAAUGGCCAAUAGUGUAGGCAAUUUGGACAGAGGAAUUGAAUACGAUCGAGUGCAAGAUGAGGUGGCGUUUCGGCGAAAGCCAUUGGCGCUGGCCAACUCUGUCAUUGCAGCGCACUUGAAUCGGCUCAAAACCUUGUUCAGUCCGGACGAGUUCAAAGGCAUUGUGUUGCACCAUGGUCUAAUUCUCGACGAGGAUGCAGACUGCGAUCCGUUUGCCCUCAUUGCCAAACACUACGAGAUUGCUGCCGAGAACGAGCUACCCGAUGCCAACGAGGGCUCAAUGUACUGGUGGGGAGCAGGUGCUGCCAUGGCACAGGCAAAUCCAUCUAGUGGGAUUACUCUUGGCCAACUUCGCAGGGCAAUUCGUAUGGCGGAAGCAGCAGAGGAAGCUCGUGACAUUGAUUUGUUUGGGGAGAAUCAACAGCUUGGUGGGAGUUUUGAAUCAUUGGCAACGAUAACUGCGCGCUGUUAUGAUCAGGAGUCCGACGACUUUGUAAUCCCUCAAGUAAACUUGAUGCCCCCUGCAGAAGGACUAUCUGCCACAUCUUAUAUGGAAGUGGAAGGUACCGUAAUUUGCAAAGACUUUGAUGGACACAAAAAGGCCGAUAACGAAGAAUUAAUAGAAGAAAGGAAUAAGAAGCAUACAGACAGGAUGAAUACAUCCGACGUUCAGCGAAAGCAUGGCCAAACCCGUCAAGGGAUACAAUCGUUGGAGACUCUGUGCAUUCGUGAACUGCACAAAGCGGGCGAGGAGUUUGCAAAAGGUCGCACUGACGGUGCUGAGAUUAUUUACAACGCAAUGGUGUCGGAAUCCAAGAGCAGUGAAACAUGA